Molecule: messenger RNA, 2494 nt
Organism: Nematolebias whitei (Rio pearlfish)
Lineage: Eukaryota; Metazoa; Chordata; Actinopteri; Cyprinodontiformes; Rivulidae
Gene: gspt1
Product: G1 to S phase transition 1
Exons: 13
Coding region: 194-1894 (566 amino acids)
Biological process (GO): translation
Cellular component (GO): translation release factor complex
Molecular function (GO): translation release factor activity; GTP binding; GTPase activity
Source: RefSeq, a predicted model, not a curated record
CGUGUGCUUCCGUAACAGAUCGGGGAACCGACCAUAUGCUUAUCAAAGCCAGGCUAAAAAGCUGCGGUAACUUCGUCAAACGUGCUGCUAAGAGUGUGAAAUAAACCGGCAGCUUCUCGCGUUUUACCGAAUCCACUCACCUAUUGGCCCUCGGACGGUGGCGUAAAGCUCGUUAACUCUGGAAGAGGCGACCAUGGACUCGAGAGAUACAGCCCCGGAUUCAUGGGAGCAGGAGGAAGAUGCCGAGGCCCCGGAGCUCCCAGCCGCCUUCGCUGCCCUCAACGUGAACGCCAAGCCGUUCGUCCCCAACGUGAACGCCCCGGUGUUUGUACCCAGCUUCCUCCAGAGCGGCCCGGUAGAGACGCCGGCCUCAGGUGCUCCGGUGGAGAACGGAAACACCGAGGCGGACAUGAACACAGAGGAGGAGACGUGGGAGCAGAAGGAGGAACCUGGGGGAGGUGAGGGAGGUGGAGGACAGGAGGCGGGUACAGAAGGAGGCUGCGAGGAGGGAGGCGCCGCGGGGAGAGAAGAUGAGGAGAUGAUGGAGGAGGAAGAGGAGGAGAUGCCCGUACCUAAAGUGGCUCCUCCGCCACCCGACGCUCCCAAGAAGGAGCACGUGAACGUGGUCUUCAUUGGUCACGUGGAUGCUGGUAAAUCAACAAUUGGAGGGCAGAUCAUGUACCUGACUGGAAUGGUGGACAAGAGAACUCUGGAAAAAUACGAGCGAGAAGCAAAAGAAAAGAACAGAGAGACAUGGUAUUUAUCGUGGGCUUUGGACACAAACCAGGAGGAGAGAGACAAGGGGAAGACAGUUGAGGUUGGGAGAGCUUACUUUGAGACUGAGAAGAAGCAUUUUACCAUCCUGGACGCUCCCGGACACAAGAGCUUUGUCCCCAACAUGAUCGGCGGCGCGUCACAAGCCGACCUCGCAGUUCUGGUAAUCUCGGCAAGAAAGGGGGAGUUUGAGACCGGCUUUGAGAAGGGGGGCCAGACACGGGAACACGCCAUGCUGGCUAAAACAGCAGGAGUGAAACAUCUCAUCGUCCUGAUCAACAAGAUGGACGACCCCACGGUGAACUGGAGCCUAGAGAGGUAUGAAGAGUGUAAAGAGAAGCUGGUGCCAUUUUUAAAGAAGGUGGGCUUCAACCCCAAGAAGGACAUCCAUUUCAUGCCCUGCUCUGGACUCACAGGUGCCAACCUCAAGGACUUUGCACCUGAAGGCUCCUGGUACACAGGUUUGCCCUUCAUCGCCCACCUGGACAGUUUGCCAAACUUCAACAGAUCCAGUGACGGAGGCGUCAGACUUCCCAUUGUAGACAAAUACAAGGAUAUGGGCACAGUGAUCCUUGGGAAGCUGGAGUCUGGGUCCAUCAGUAAAGCUCAGCAGCUGGUCAUGAUGCCAAACAGGCACACCGUGGAAGUACUGAGCCUGCUCAGCGACGAUGUGGAGACGGAUGACGCGAGCCCCGGGGAGAACCUGAAGCUGAGACUGAAGGGAAUAGAAGAAGAGGAGAUCCUCCCCGGUUUUAUUCUCUGCAGCCCCGACAACCUCUGCCACACCGGUCGCACCUUUGAUGCACAGAUUGUCAUCAUCGAGCACAAAUCAAUCAUUUGUCCCGGCUACAACGCAGUCCUCCACAUCCACACCUGCAUUGAAGAAGUGCAGAUCACAGCAUUAAUCUGUCUGGUUGACAAGAAGACGGGAGACAAAAGUAAAACGCGACCUCGCUUCGUGAAGCAGGACCAGGUGUGUAUCGCCAGGCUCCGGGCAGCGGGAGUCAUCUGCCUAGAGACCUUCAAAGACUUCCCCCAGAUGGGACGAUUCACACUGCGAGACGAAGGCAAAACGAUUGCAAUCGGUAAAGUGCUGAAGCUGGUUCCAGAAAAGGACUAAAUGCAGCAGCGUGCAUGGAGUUCCUUCACUCGUCACCUGAGGAGAAACGCUGCUGGAGCCGACCCAAACAGCUGAUCUCUUUACACAACUCGGCUGAAGAGAAGAUCAACAACAACAAGGAGGGAGGAGGACAAGUCCAAUCGAGACUGAAUCAGAUUUUGUGAACAUGAAUUGAGAGUCCAGUGUGUCAGCUUUCUCAUAUUGAGAGCUCAGCUAUGCCACUAAUGUAGCCACACUCCCCCGCCUCCCGUGAUUCCUCCGUGCUGUCGGCUGGACACCAUUUGUCUUUAGAGCGGAGACGAACGCAGCGCUGCUGAGUUUGGAGACGACAAACUAAAAGUUCAGAGUGAUUUCUGUAUCCUGCGAAACGCCAGAGUUCUCUUAUUAUUAUAGUCAACGUGCAUCUCCUUUCUUAAGAGUGGAGUUAUAAAUCCAAAAGAUAUUUCAUUUUAAUAAAUUGCUGCAUCAGAAUUUUAAUUUGGUGAGCUGGGUUAUUUAGACUAAGCUCACACACAGUGUUACUCUGAUAAUCCAAGGAUAAGUUGCUCUCAGAACGAGAGCUGUUACAUAAUCACAGCUGAAAUUAAAACCUCAAACUCA